Molecule: messenger RNA, 1366 nt
Organism: Cebus imitator (Panamanian white-faced capuchin)
Lineage: Eukaryota; Metazoa; Chordata; Mammalia; Primates; Cebidae
Gene: NDUFC1
Product: NADH:ubiquinone oxidoreductase subunit C1
Exons: 5
Coding region: 974-1204 (76 amino acids)
Cellular component (GO): mitochondrion
Source: RefSeq, a predicted model, not a curated record
CCGGGAAACCUGGAGGCUGGCUCCCCGUGGAGGCCGGGAGCGUCGGAGCAGGCCCCGCCCAUCCUUUCAGUGCGCGGAGCCCUCGAAGCGCCCGCGGAGCUACCGGAGGCUAGGCGAGUACGGUCCAGACCGCCUCCUCAUCAAAAAUAACCUCUCUGGCGCCUUCCUGCUACAAUGACCUUUCAUUCAUUGGAUAGAGUCUCGCACACUGUGUGAUCAUCGUUUUGAGCCUGAAGUGCUAAAAUACAGGUGCAAGUGUUUGAGAACCUCUGUAGUAGAUAAUGGACGCAGUGCCUAAUUUAAGGAGGAGAGGCGGAGUGGAAAAUGAAAAAAGCUUCACUGCAGUGGGGACUUGUUAACAGCCCUGGAGAGGAAGGGGCUUAAUAGAGUCUGAAAACCGUGAGAGAGCUUGACCGAUGAAAUGGGCCUGGCUGUCUGGGGUAUCGGUAAUUUGGUGAAUGUUGCUUAAGAUCAGCCUGGAAAGGUAGUUAGCCAGAUCCGAAGUGACAUAUUUGCACUGCCAAAGGAGCCUCUGGAGGUUAAAAAGUAUGUGUUUUUAUUUCACUGAGGCCAUGUAAUGCAGGGUUGACGGACCGAUCUUAUAAAUCACCUUGGAGUGGAGCAGUGGAGAGUUAGAGACACUGACUACCCUAGAGCUGGCUGCAAACUAGUGCUUGUUAUUGUAACUCGAACUCCCCAUCCCCAGAAAUUCUCAGAUCUUAGAAGCGGAAGACUGGCAAGGAUACUAGAGAGAACUACUUGAGUAGGCAAAGUCAGACUAGAUACCGAAUAGGACCCCAUCCAAAAAUACAGAAGGCUGAGGCCGGGGUGCUGGGGAACCUUGCGGUGCUGGGAUUCCCGUUGACACCCCGACGGAGCUUGGCUGCAGAGCCCCGAAGUCCCGCACUUCCGCCCGCCAGGUGGCGCUGGUUCUGACGCCGACUCCCGGAGAGACUAAGGCCGGCCACUCAAGAUGGCGCCGUCCGCGUUGCUGCGUCCCCUCUCCCGGCUGCUGGCCCCCGCCAGGCUCCCGAGCCGCUCUUCAGCGCGGUCGAAAUUCUACGCGCGAGACCCUCCGAAUGCCAAACCUGACUGGCUGAAAGUUGUGUUGUCCGUGGGCACCAGCAUCUUCUUGUGGGUCUAUCUCAUCAGAAAACAUAAUGAAUAUAUUUUAGAGUACAAAAGAAGAAAUGAACUGGAAUAAACUUGAAAUACCAAUACAGUAUGCUCCAUAUAGUGACUGUAGCUGUUUCUCUGGAUUUACCAUCUGCUAAAUUGUAAAUGUGAGAAAAAAGGUUAUAUGUGACUAUAUAGGAAGUCAGCAUUUGUAUUUUGCAUCAUUAAAAUAAAAUAAAUAAAAAAUGCU